Molecule: messenger RNA, 1455 nt
Organism: Aspergillus calidoustus
Lineage: Eukaryota; Fungi; Ascomycota; Eurotiomycetes; Eurotiales; Aspergillaceae
Source: the annotation of a GenBank genome assembly
AUGGCGGAUUCAUCAAGUUCCGCGGGCUCGGGCCAGCCACAGUCCGCAGCCCCGAAUAGCGCGCCCAAACCGCAAAAUCCAGUUUUCAGGAUGAUGGGACUUCCCAAUAUUCGUCUUAAACUCCCCUCUCGGAAUUGGAUGAUCUUUCUCACCAUCACCGGAUCUUUCACCGCAGCUGUCAUCUACGACCGCAAAGAGAAGCGCCGUGCGCAAAAGAAGUGGUGCGAUCUAGUCGCGCAUUUGUCGAAAGAAUCGCUUCCAAUUGAAGAGACGAGACGGAAAUUGACGGUCUUCCUAGCCGCUCCUCCAGGUGACGGGCUCCGGUCCGCCCGCGAACACUUCAAGGAAUACGUUAAGCCGAUUCUUGUGGCGGCGGCCCUGGAUUACAACGUUAUUGAGGGACGGAGAGAAGGCGAUGUUAGAGCUGCGUUCGCGGAGCAAAUCCGCAAGGAAAGACGCCGGGCUGGCGAGCCCAGUACCGUUGUCGAGGAGUCAACACCCGAGGAAAUCGUAUACCAAGCGAGGAAGAGCAUUGGAGUGAGAGAUGAGCCUGGGCCAAAGGGCGACCUGGUUAUUGGACGUCACACCUGGAAGGAGUAUAUUCGUGGUUUGCACGAGGGUUGGCUUGGCCCGGUUGAUCCUCCAGCGGCACCAGCUGAGGAACCUGCUCUGAAUGAGGUUCCUGAAGUGCCUUCUCAAGAAGCUGCGGACGCACCAUUUGCGCCGGAACAAGUGGAAGAGAAGAAAGAGGAGGAAAAGAAACCCGCUAAACCCACAGGGCCUCCCCCGGCCUAUAUCUUCCCCGUCGACUACUCUUCGCAGCCUCUCCCACCAACCAUCCCUCAAAGCCUCGACGGCUCCAACCCCAUCGAAUUUCCACACAUCCUCGGCUUCUUGAACACACCCAUCAGGCUCUACAGAUACCUCAACCAGCGACGUGUUGCCGAGUCCGUUGGUCGAGAUGUCGCAGCUCUAGUCCUUGCUUCCUAUUCCCGCCCAUACAACGAUGGUGCAUCCUUCGGCUCCGAUCCAGACUUCAACUCCGUCGGACCCAAUGCCAUCCCAGUCCCGCUUUCUCCAGAUAGCUCACUCGACGGUACAUCACCAGUGGGUAACUAUGAACAGCAAUCUCAACUCGAGAUUGAAGAAAAGGACUGGCACAAGAUAGUCCACAAGAAGGACGAGGCGAAUCCGGACAAGGAGCGAGAAUGGGUAGACGACAUCGUAUUGGACCAUCGCAUUGCCAGCCGCAUGCAGCGUUACGUCCUGUCUCCCGAGGAUGAGGCCCGCGCACAGCACAUUGACCAAGGUAUUGAAUACAUCAUCGGUGAAGAGCGACCGCCGCACAUUCCCUUUUGGCAGCGAAUGUGGAUCAAAUAUGGUUACGGGGAAGAUCCAGAGGUUACCAAGAGGAAACCCAUCCUUGGGAACUUUGACGGUGAGGACGGCGCCUAG